AUGAGAAAAAGAUUUUUAAAUCCAAUUAAUGCAGGAGUGAUUCAAAAAUUGUAUGAAAAUGAAUUUAGAGACUUACAAUGUCAUUAUAAUCGAAAUGUAAGAACGCCAUAUUUUUGCUGUAACGAUAAGAAAGAAGAAUUUAAGAUUGAUUAUAAUUCUAUCCGUCAUCAUCCAAAUCGUCAAUUAUUUGAAGAUGGUAAUUGUGCAAAUGGAAAUUUCGUUCUUCGUAGACUUGAUGAAAAUUUUUAUCAAGCUGAUAUUCGUGAAAUUUCUUGGAGAGCUUUAUUUAAAUUUGAAGGCAGACUUAUUUUAUCUGGCACUUUAAUUAAUAAUCGUUAUGUCCUCACUAGUGCUCGUCAUGCUAAACGUUUCGAAAAUGCACUUCAAAAAGUUGUGGUAGUAUUGGGAGAUUAUGAUCUUAGCAAAAGUCCUGAUUGUCAAACAAUGGAAAAUGGAAAAAAUGUUUGCAAAAUGAUUGAAAUUGUAGGAGUUGAAGGAAUCUAUUUUUCAUCAGAAUUUUAG
This is a messenger RNA of Leptopilina heterotoma, 522 nucleotides long. RefSeq lists its product as uncharacterized. Lineage: Eukaryota; Metazoa; Arthropoda; Insecta; Hymenoptera; Figitidae. The transcript has 3 exons. The record is from RefSeq and is a predicted model, not a curated record. The coding region runs from base 1 to 522 and encodes 173 amino acids.